Nicotiana tabacum (common tobacco) is the source of this 1503-nucleotide messenger RNA. RefSeq names its product patatin-like protein 2. NCBI's taxonomy places the organism in Eukaryota, Viridiplantae, Streptophyta, Magnoliopsida, Solanales, Solanaceae. Gene Ontology annotation, biological process: lipid metabolic process. Gene Ontology annotation, molecular function: monoacylglycerol lipase activity; glycerophospholipase activity. The record is from RefSeq and is a predicted model, not a curated record.
UAAGCUUAAACAACUGAGAUAUUCAAGCAUGGCUAGAUCAUCCCAAGGAAAGGUGAUAACUAUUCUUAGCAUUGAUGGUGGAGGUGUUAGAGGGAUCAUUCCCGGUACAAUUCUUGCUUUUCUUGAAUCCCAAUUCCAGAAACUUGACGGAAGUGAUGCUAGGAUCGCAGACUACUUUGACUACAUAGCAGGGACAAGCACUGGAGGUUUAGUUACCGCAAUGUUAACUACCCCAAAUGAAAAGAAUCGACCUUUAUUUCGUGCAGAUGAAAUUACUGAAUUCUAUCUGAAGGAGAGCCCACAUAUAUUCCCGCAAGAUAAAGCAAAGCCCCGGUUUAGCAUUCCCGGCUGGGAUACUGUAGUUAAUUGGGUUAAGGACCUUUACAACAGAUAUCUUGGCCCUGUAUACCAUAGUGCCGAAAAAAUUGUUGAUUGGAUCGAGUCCAUGUUGUUUCGUCCUAAAUAUGAUGGAGAGUAUUUGCGUGGGAAAAUCAAGAAUAUGAUUGGAGAUCGAAAGCUUAGCCAAACACUAACUAACGUUGUCAUUCCUGCCUUUGAUGUUCAUGAGUUUCAGCCAGUUAUCUUUUCAUCUUUACAGGCGAAAGGGGACGAUUCAAAGGAUUGUCUACUAGCAGAUGUUUGCAUCUCUACAUCUGCAGCACCAUAUUACCUUCCUCCUUAUCAUUUUGAAGUUAAGUCGUCCAAAGGUACCAAAAUAUAUAACACCGUCGAUGGUGGUGUUGCGGCCAAUAACCCUACUUUGCUAGCAAUACGAGAAGCAACACAAGAGAUGUGGAGAAGUUCAUCAUCAAGUAACAGAGCUAUAGAUGAUGUUACAUUUGUUAUACUUUCACUGGGCACUGGAUCAGCAAAAGGGGUUCUAAAAUUAGACGUUGAUGACGGUAAGACGUGGGGAUUGGUCAAUUGGUUUUUGGGGCCAGGAGAUAGCACUCCCCUCAUUGAUGUUUUUGAGUCUGCCUUGAGUGAUAUGGCUGAUAUUUAUACAUCUAUGUUCCUACAUGGCACUCCUUCAAAUGAUACUUACCUCAGGAUUCAGAUUGAUGGGUUGAAGUAUGAAGAUACAAUGACUGACAAUGCAAAAGAAGAAAAUCUGAGCAACUUGGUGGAUAUAUCAAAUGACCUGUUGAAGCGCCCUGUUUCUUCCGUCAACUUCGAAACUGGUUUUUAUGAACCCAUCUCAGACAAGCGCAAACCUGUAGGAAAAGCCGAUUGGACCAACGAAAUGGCUCUCGUUGAGUUGGCAAAAAAAUUGUCAGAUCAGAGAAAGCUCCGCCUCAAACAAAAGGCUUGAGCAAUCCCGUUGUAGUGCUGAAGCUCUAGGUUAAUUGCUGGAGACUUUGAAAAUAAAUACUCUGGCUAGCUUUAGGUGUCUAACAUCUCUUUGUUUUAGACUGUAAUUGCCGGAUGAUAAUAAACUUAAAAGUUUAAUGCUGAAAUAAGAUAGUAUCUCUUUGUUUAAAGGCAAAUGAUGAACAUCUCUGC